Nymphalis io (European peacock) is the source of this 1088-nucleotide messenger RNA. Its product is annotated as regulator of microtubule dynamics protein 1-like. Gene Ontology annotation, cellular component: mitotic spindle pole; spindle microtubule; cytoplasm. Gene Ontology annotation, molecular function: microtubule binding. Bases 104 to 991 code for a protein of 295 amino acids. The transcript is spliced from 4 exons. The record is from RefSeq and is a predicted model, not a curated record. Lineage: Eukaryota; Metazoa; Arthropoda; Insecta; Lepidoptera; Nymphalidae.
AAUUUAUUUGUCUAUUUUAAGUUAAUUUUCAGAAAUUAAAUUGUUUUUUUGAUGAACAUUUUGAUGUAAAUGAAUGUCAACAGUGUAAAUAAAACUUGAAAUUAUGAUGAAAAUUUACAAAAAGAUUUUUCAACCCAAGACCUACCUUUUUAGGGAGUUUCAAAAUAAAGUAUUCAAAUUAUCGCAGAUGAAAUUAUUUAAUAAGACAGUUAAAGUAACCCAAAUAUUCUCUGGCUUCUGGUUCUUAUGGCCUACAAGUGUAAGCAAGAACAAUUUAAAUGCUAUUAAAGAAGUAACCUUAAUUCCGUCCGUGACAGAAAUAGCUGACAAAAUGUUUGAAACGGGGAAAUAUGAAGAAAGUUACAAUAUGCUUAUAAAAUAUAAGAUUCAAAAUGAUGUAGAAAUCAAAUGGCGUAUUUGUCGUGCCUUAUACAAUAUGGCCAAGAAUUCUAAAUAUAACAAAAAAAUAAAAAAUGAAUUAAUUUUACAAGCCUAUAAUCUAUUAGUUGAAGAAUUAGAAACAAAUCCUGAUAAUUUUGCUGUUCAAAAAUGGUAUGCUCUUAUAUUAGAUGCCAAAAGCUCGAAUGAAGGUAUCCAGGAAAAAAUAGAACAACUUGAAAAUGUGAAGAAACACAUGGAUCUUGCUGUCACUCUAAAUCCAAAUGAUGCUAGUCUCUUGCAUAUGCUAGGUGAAUGGUGUUUUCAAAUAAGUGAAUUACCAUGGUAUCAAAGAAAAACGGCAGAUGCAGUUUUUGCACCAUUGCCUUAUUCUACAUAUGAAGAUGCUCUUGAGUAUUAUUUAAGAGCUGAGGCAGCCCAGCCAAGAUUCUACAGUGUUAAUCUUCUAAGACUUGGCUGUUGUUAUUUAAAACUCAAAAAAGAAGACCAAGCAAAGUAUUAUCUCAAAUUAGCUGCAAGUUACCCUGCAAAAUCUGAUGAUGAUCACCGCGCUAAUAAGGAAGCUGCAGAGUUAUUAAAGAAAUUAAAAUAACAUUUGUUUUAAUAUGUCUAACUGAUUUUUACCGGUUUUUUCAUAAUUCAUAAUUACUGAACAUUGGCAACCUUUACAAAUAGCCCGAAUAAAGCAA